Moneuplotes crassus is the source of this 904-nucleotide messenger RNA. The record is from the annotation of a GenBank genome assembly. NCBI's taxonomy places the organism in Eukaryota, Ciliophora, Spirotrichea, Euplotida, Euplotidae.
UUCUUCAGCUAAUAUGGAGUCUAAAGCCUCUUCCUUGCAGUCCAAAAUCAAGAGCAGCAAAGAGAGAUCAAGAGAUCACAGGAGAAGAAAGAAGGAAUAUUAUUCUGGAUUAGAAGCCAAGAUAAAACAGCUCCAGAUGCAGAUAGAAGCCUUAAAGGAAGAAAAUAUCGAGCUUAGACAAAGAGUUGUUCACAUCCCUUCUAAAAUUUCCGAGCAAGCCUCUCACUGUACUGAGUCCAACCAGAAGCAUGCUCUUCAAAUUAGUGAGAACUACUUGUAUAAUACUAUGAAGAAGAAUUUAAAGAAAGAGCCUGAAGAGGUGAGGUUUUCCAUGAUAGAACAAUCUGUAGAAGAAGUACGAGAUUGCAGUGAAAUCCGGAUAAAUUACAUCAAACAGUGCUUUAGCAACAUCAUCAACAACAUCGCAUCAGUAGGAUCAAAAGCCUUCUCUGCUAUCUUCAACGAAAUGAAAGUGAAAGACUAUGCACAGUGUCUUCAAGCAAAGAAACGUAAAAGGAAAUACUUUGAAAAAGAAGUAGAGACUGCUAAGGACAUCUUUUUAGCUUAUGAAUUCUCUGAGAUAACGACUAAAAAUUUCUUGGAGUAUAAGAACAAAACCUACAGAAAUUGCAAGAAACUCAAAAAUAUGGUCCACCAAAUAGCCAGAGUGAGGAAUGAACUCCUAAAUUGAUAUAAAGAGAUACAGAAAGACUUCCAUGACGCUGAAGCGAAGGGAGAUAAUGAGUAUACCAAAGAGGACGUCUCUACUUGUUUACAGAUAUGGAAUAGAAUGAAAGAGAAAGGACUCUUAAGCGCACAUAAUGUUUGGGAGAUACCGUAUAAUACCAAGACUAAUGAAGCUGACUUCUACGAAGGAGCUGAGCUGACUGAUACGAAUACUUAA